This is a messenger RNA of Penicillium lagena, 816 nucleotides long. RefSeq lists its product as uncharacterized. Gene Ontology annotation, molecular function: metallopeptidase activity. The transcript has 4 exons. The coding region runs from base 1 to 816 and encodes 271 amino acids. The record is from RefSeq and is a predicted model, not a curated record. Lineage: Eukaryota; Fungi; Ascomycota; Eurotiomycetes; Eurotiales; Aspergillaceae.
AUGGGGAAAAGAAGCGGCGAAGCCGUGAGGUGGUAUCUGACACAUUGGAACGAUGAGGUCUUGAGCGAGGCUGAUAUGAUCCGAAACCAAACGAUCCCCAACGCUCUGAAUGCCAUCUUUGGCUGGCGACUGGAUCCUCAGCUGACCGUGAACACAAGAUAUUAUAAGUGGGUUGCGGAAUUUCUUCCAAGACAACUAUGGAAUAUUGGUGACAUCCGAUCGAAUAACGUCCACAUCGAGUGCAGUUUAUCCUUUCUUCAUGAAAAGCAUGAUGGCCAAACAUCGGAAACAUCGGGAGGACAAAAGCAGUACUGGAGCGAUCUUCAUAGCGCGUGGACACAGGCAUCGCCAGACGCUUGCAGUGGAGAUAUCGACGCUACCAUUCUCAAUUUUCAAACUGCUCCGAAGGAUGUUGUUGUGCUUUGUCCGAAUUCCAUGAAAGGCAUGAAAAGGACACAAACAACAAUGCAACAAUGGAAAGAUGAUCUCACGCGGGGAUUUGACUACACGUUGAAUCUCUACGCUAGGAGCUUGAGCACUAUUCUCUUUCAGGAGUUAAGUCGCACCACUAGAGGUGGCAAAGCUCAAGUUCGAAAGUACCAUACCACCAAUGGUGUAGAACAGGCUGCUUAUGGCUGGGUUGGUGUGCAGCAAUUAGCACUACAGUCGCCAGACCUUACCUUCUCUAAUGCGGAAAGUCUGAUGUUUUUUGCAUUAGUGAUGUAUCUUGACUCACUUGGGUUUGUGUUUGAUUUUACUAAAGGCACCAUGCAAGUCCCAGAGCCCGAUUCUUUCACUGACUGCACUAUUAUGUGA